AUGGAUUAUGUUCAAUUUAGUCACUCUGAAAAGAAAUAUCACUGUCAGUGGCCCAAUUGUCAGCGGAGGUUUUGCAGUGAGGAGACGCUUAAUUUGCAUUAUCGGAAACACACAGGCGAGAAACCAUUCAACUGUGCACUGUGUCCCUACACGUGCUACAACAAGCCUACUUUGAAUGAACACUAUCGCCUGAAUCAUGCUAAAGAUUCCACAGUGGAGGGACCAUACAAAAGUUUCAAUCCUCCAGUUUCCUCCCCGUCGUCAGUUGCUCAACAGGCCCCUAUGAAUGCGUAUAGUUUUGGCUCACAAAGGGACGGUGAACCAAACAUGAGAAGCACUACGCCCGCCGUAGUACCUGCCGUACGUCACCGUAUGGCAGAUAUUUUAGAAUCCUGUGGUACACAACCGCCCGGGCCGUUAGAUGCAGAAAUAAAUGGGAUUCUGGAUAGUCUGGACAAAGAAUCCGAUCUUCCUGAUCUGUUCACCUCAAGUAACUUUGAUUUUGAAUCGACUGGGCCAGACACGACAUAUCGGAAUACGUCACAUGUCGCCGGAAAUAACCCACCGCCGCCGCCACUACCACCACCACCAUCGACUGGAUAUGAUCGUCCAAACGCCCCAUCUUCCUGCCAUGAUGGACACUACUCUCCAAAUUCAUCACCAGUUAUGUCUGGUGAACCUCCGAGGCUCUCAUCGCUUGAGGCCACUUUGGCGGGUAUUCUAGCCGAUUUUCAAAGUGCUGACCUGAAUAACAGUGCUGAAGCAUUUGAGGAAGCCAAAACAAAAGCUUUAUCCGUUUUGCCAACAUUCACUACCGGAAAUACUUUGGAUCAACAACUGAAUGCAAUAAUUGAAGAGAUAUUGGAAUCGUUUAUAGAUCAACCACCACAAGUUUUGCGAGCGGUCUUUCAGGCAUCGUGCCCAUUCACACGCGAAGAAAGUUAUAUGAUUGAAUCACUNGAACAUCAGCUAAUGGAUGAUUCACCCCUAAUCGCACCAACCCCACCACGUCGAAGAGGUCGCAGACCAAAACUGCAGCAACAACUUCAGCCAUAUUUGCAACGAAUUUUUGAUUUGGAACCAGGUACGGCAGAAGCCAUGGCUGCACAUCUGGUGAGUAGCGCACACCAGGAACGAAGUGUGAAUUUCUAUCCUCACUUCCCGGCCACAGAGUGUGCCCGUGGUCGCGGUCGCGGUCGAGGCUACCGGAUACGUGGACGUUCUGGGCGUCCAUUGUCACUCACUCUAAAACUAUUCCCCGAUGGUACCGCCUCGCGCACCCAACCCGAUCCAUCAUGCUAUCGUCGUCUGGUCGGUAGUGCUGUUCAUCGUGGAUCAGGAGUAGGAAGACGCAUGAGAGGCGGAAUUCGUGGCCGAUAUCGAAUCGAUAGGAUAGCUGGAGGAUUCCAACAUUCCAGCACAGUUGGUGAGAAUUCUGUGGAAGCACAAUCCUCAGUUGACGAAUUUCCUUCGGAAACCCAUCAACCACAUCGAACUCAUCAGCGCGUCUACGAUGAGGUACAGGUUUUUGACGCUGACGAGCCCGAAGUUGGUUACUCAGAACAUCCUAAUUCCCACUGCGAUCGCUUCGAAUCUGAUACUCCAAUUCCAUCGGAGGAGAUUGAUACCACAUCCAUGCAACUUAGAGCAAUCCGGAAAUCUUCAGGGGAAUCCGAUGAGGAAUUAGACGAUUUGGACGAGAUGGAUGAAGGGGUAGAUGAUGAGACUGGAGAGGGUUACGAGGAAAGAGAAUUACCUCCUCAUGCCCAUACACAUCGAGUGGACACAACAAUUGGACGAACUUCCCGUUUGGAUGUAACUGAGUUAAGUAAAGUUGUGGCCCAUAAAUCUGGUCUAUAUAAUGCGUCAGAUAAGGGUAGUGUAAAUCAAGACACAUUGGGUGAAAUGUUGGAGGAUCUGGGAGUGAUUGUCAAGCGAAUUGGAGAACGCGCCGCUGCCCGAAGGCAGCCCAGUGUUCAGGAUGCCUCUCCUGUCUAUUCCUCGCAGCCGUUGAAUCUAGCCGAGUUGCCAGAAGAUGAACAGCCUACUGAUUGUUCGGUUGCAUCAUUACUUCUCAAUGGAUCGAAGCUCACUCGAAGUAGAACCGAUCCAGCGGCUCCUGCUAUCCAACUUCCUUCCAUGGCCAUCCUGGCAUCUGCCAGUGUGGGAACACCAACUAGUACUGGUGAGGGAAGCACUCCCGGAUGUUCGUCAAAUGCUGAACCACAAGGCACGUCACCUCACUUCAGUACGACUCACUCACAACACUCUGCUUCAGCCACCGGUCCAUAUGGAUCGGUUCAGUCCCACACUCCACUGAUGUCCAUCAAUCCUGAGAAUUUAACUGCCAAUUCCAGUGGUGGGGCCCAUUCCACACCACUGAGCAAUACUCCCCUUCGUAAUGAAUUCAAAGCGAAUCAAUCAGAUUAUCAUCACCGUUCUGUACCCAUGUGGUCUUGCGAGUCCAUGUGCUGUCCGACAACUCGAGAAAAUUGCUCGGUCGGACCGGACAAGUCAGCUUAUUCCCGAAGUCCUAGUUGUGAUGGAGGGAGUGUGCAUCGUAUGUCGGUUCCCUGUUCGGCUGAAGAUAACGGAGAGAGUGGACAAUCCUAUCAUCCGACCGAUUUGAGCACACGGAUGGUUGUAGGUUAUGAUAACCAGUCUAUCUCUUCACCACAAGGAUCUCCAGCAUCUCCGAAACAUCAGCCCGGUUCCCUGAGUCCAACCAGUGCAGUAGAUGCUAACGGAAUGUCAAGCAAAUCCGGCCUGCUACCUCCCUACCCGACUUCAUUGUCUUCCAGCACAUCGGCCAUGGACUCGUUAAGAUCUGCAGUCGAAGCGGUGGAUCACUUGCGUUCUCUUUCCGCGUUGGGGGCAAAAUACACCGCCACCUUGGGUGUAUCAGACGAUCCCAGGCAGUCUCAAUCCUAUCACCAUUCGCUUCGGUUACCUGGAUAUCCAUAUACAGGUCGAUCUGCUCAACCCGACGAGUCUCCUCAGCCUGGUUCGGUCGGUCGUCCCGAUCCGGGACCAUCACCAACUCCACCACCACCACCUCAUGGAUCCUCACACAAUCCUUCUGGUUCGAACAUUUUCACUCCACCUCACAUGCCGUCCGCUUUGAACAAUUUGCUUUCCCGUUGGCCGAGACUUGUCAAUUUAAACGAUCCUUAA
Echinostoma caproni is the source of this 3174-nucleotide messenger RNA. Lineage: Eukaryota; Metazoa; Platyhelminthes; Trematoda; Plagiorchiida; Echinostomatidae. The record is from the annotation of a GenBank genome assembly.